Molecule: messenger RNA, 1839 nt
Organism: Haemonchus placei
Lineage: Eukaryota; Metazoa; Nematoda; Chromadorea; Rhabditida; Trichostrongylidae
Source: the annotation of a GenBank genome assembly
AUGUCAAAGAAACGUCGUCACGACUCGUUCGGAGAUGAAGUGGACGCCGAACCGAUUCCUUCCGAUCCUGAAGAGCGUCGUGGUGAAGCGGUUAUGAAGCACCAUGCAUCCAAACGCGAUGGCUCUUCGAAAAAAGCAGAUUCCAAAGCAGACAUCCGUAAAAAAACAGCAGCCAAGAAAGCAAAGGAUCGUAGCUCUUCGGCUAGCAGCUCGUCCAGCUCGUCUGGCUCCGAUUCGAGCAGCUCUGAUUCUGAUGCAGAGAAAUCUCGCCAUCCACGUUCAGAUGCGAAAAAAUUGAAGGAGUCAUCUCCGGUGAGCAAGAGAACUUCGUCAAAAGAUCAGAAAACUGCUCCAAAGCCAAAGAAGGAGGAGUCCUCCAAAUCUAGCGAAAAGAAGAAAGAGUCCUCUCCUGUGCGGCAGCGCAAGAGUCAAUCGCGAUCAAGGAGCCCUCCUGGUAAACGUGAGCGAGAGAAGAAGGAAAAAGGAGAGCAGUCAAAAAACACGCGCGAGCGCCGUUCUCCCUCUCCUGCAGAAAGCCGGUCACCCUCUCAAGAGCGGAAACCCUCAAGAAAGAAGACAGAGCCGGAGUCUCAGUCAAAGAAUACGGUCAAUCGAUCCCCGCCCAGGGAAGCUGCAAAACAGAAGGAAACGAGCCGUAACAGAGACUCUUCAAACGGCUCUGCUCAAGAGGAAUCAAAAUCGUCUGACGAUAGAAAAGAGAGAAAGAAGAAACAUUCUAAACGCAAAAGAUCCAAAUCUGAAUCAAAAAAGAAACGAGAUCGUUCUACAUCAGCGUCAUCUUCAGAGAACGAGGAUGAAGUCGAGAAACCUCGCCGUAAAAAGAAGUCAAAGAAAUCUAAGAAGAAGAAAAAGAAGAGCUCAAAGCGCUCAGAAAAGCACAAGAAGAAGCAUAGAGAGUCGGAGAAUAGUGAGUCUGAUCAUGCUUCUCCUGUUAGACGUGUGGAAGAAGAAGUGAAAGAGAAGAAACGAAGAAAAGAAUCAGAAUCGAUGGAAGAGGAAGAGGAUGAACGAGCAAAAUCGCCUCCAGAGAAGGAUAACACUGAAGUGAAUCGAAAGGUGCGCGAAAAAGCACUGGAUGAGCAGGAACGGUCCAGAAGAGGGCGUCGUGAUCCUUCAUCUGACAGAAAGGUCAGCCGUGACUCUGCCAAAGAGAAACCGAAGGAUAGUUCUGAAGAGGACUCAUCCUCGGACGAGAAAGAAGAUGAAAGGAAAGGAAGGAAGGAGGAAUCAUCUCCCGAAAGAAAUAGUCGCAGAAGCCCGAGAUCUGACGAGAGGGGAGAUGAGCGAAAAGGAAGGAGGGAAGAAUCACCUGAAAGAAGUAGUCGCAGAAGCCCUAGAUCCGGUGACAGGCGUAGGAGUGGAGAAGAAAGAUCAUAUGAGAGAUCACGUAGAGACCGCAGCAGGUCACCUCAGAGACGUGAGCGAAGUCGAAGUCCCACUGAACGUAGACCUCUGCGACCACCUAAUUAUCGCUUCCGUCGCGAUACUUACCUAGAUAAUCGUUGGCGUCAAGAAGAAUUUAGACGUUGGGACGAUCGACGCCGUAGGGACGAUUCGCGAGAACGCAAGCGUCGUAGCGAUUCACGCGAUCGCAGGCGACGUGAUGAUUCUCGCGAGCGCAGACGGCGUGACGACUCCCGCGAACGCAGGAGACGCGAAGAUUCCCGUGAACGCAGGCGACGUGACGACUCUCGCGAUCGUCGACGCAAGCGUAGCGAUUCCAGAGGAAGAGCAGAACCAGAUAGUCCUAAAAUGUGGCCGAAGAAGGUGAAGAAAGAAGUUAGCUCGUCCGACAGUUCUGACGCCGAGGGAACGUAA